This is a messenger RNA of Bactrocera latifrons, 6426 nucleotides long. RefSeq lists its product as uncharacterized. The transcript has 13 exons. Gene Ontology annotation, molecular function: zinc ion binding. NCBI's taxonomy places the organism in Eukaryota, Metazoa, Arthropoda, Insecta, Diptera, Tephritidae. Bases 86 to 6286 code for a protein of 2066 amino acids. The record is from RefSeq and is a predicted model, not a curated record.
UUAAUAAAUACCGUUUGUUUUUAGAGUUUUAUAGUUUCCUUUUCUUAUUAAAAAGUUAAGUGCAUAUUGAAUUUAAUGUAGGAAAAUGUUUCCGAUUCAUGCAGAAUCAAGGAAAACUAUUACGCGUGAAAAGUCGGGCGCCAUGACAGUAAGCACCGUUGAUAAAAUGCAAAGUUUGAAUCAGCCGGCAAAAUUGUUUGAUAAUAAAUUUGUGGUCACCGUGUUAAGGAAUACGCGGUGUUGCCCCAAAUGCCGGAGUGAAUAUUCAACGAAUUAUGAUCUCCGUAUGGGCGAUUUGCACGUCAAAAGCAAUCGACCGUUUCUACUCAGCUGUGGACAUAAUAUGUGCGAAAACUGCAUUUAUCAAAAUCACCAGAAUCUCGUUUGUAGCGUUUGCCAAAUACCAAUUGUCAUAGAGAAACGUAACAAUGCAUCCAAUUCCCCGAAUAGCCAGCAGAAACAACAACGGCACUACACUCAACCACGCCAUGAAAACUUCAAUGUACGCGAUUACUUCUACAUGAAUUUCUUUUUAAUGGGCGAACUUAAUCACCUGCGUUUCUAUCGUCGCGAAAGUUCGGCAAAUAACACUCUAAUGAUAUCCGAUCGUGGUCCACUAUCGCCAACAUCCAGUGGUAAUCGUACGCUAGUUUCUGGCACACAUAUACCAUCGCAACGUUUUGUCGAGCGCUGCACAGAAUGUGAGCUGGAGCUGGCUGUGGGCUUGUGUCGCCAAUGUACCGUGCACUAUUGCCGCGUCUGCUAUGAUUCCAUACACAUGUACGGUAAGGCACUAAAACGACAUUCGUUAGUGACGCUCGACAAGGAUCGUCAAGUUGUCAAGGAGGCACAAUUACCGCGUCCCGCUUACUGCCAACAGCACAGACGCGUCAAGGAUCGCUAUUGUCACACGUGUCAAUUGAUUUGUUGUUACGUGUGUGUGGAAAGGAUGCAUAAAACGCACCAUGGCAUGUUAUUGGUGAACGAGAAUGAAGGUUUGCAGGAUGAAAUUGGCACUAUUUUGGAAUCGGUGAAAAUGUCACGAGAGAAUCUGCGUAAAUCACAGAAGGAUGUCAAAGCCAUUGAACUCCAGCUCGAAGAAUAUGCCACGCAGUGCCUCAAAGACAUAUCUGAGUACUUUCUACAAUUACACAGUUUUUUACAAAAUGAAGAGGCGCGCAUAUUAGAAGACUUCCAUAACCAAUGCGUUGAACCGCAAAAGAUUAUACGCGAUGCAUUUUCAAAACUCGGCGAAACUCAAAGCAUUUUAAAUAAAAUGCGCACGCAAUUGGAACAAUAUCAGCAAAAAGUGCCAACCGAUAUAUAUCUCCGACAAGUAUUUGACAUUUACAAUGCACAACUGGAGCAAAUCGAUUGUCGCGCACAAAUUUCGAAGCUCCCCAAAAGUCCUUUCAUUUUUGAGGUUAAACAAGAUUUACGUAAGGACUUUUCACAGUUCUAUGCCUACCAAUACGUUGAUCCAAAGAUUACCGUUCGCUUGCAACCCAUAUAUGGCGAUUUGAAGCAUUCCUUUUCCGAUCGCAAAUCCGAUUCGUCCGAUCAAAUGGAUGUGGACUGCUACAUCGAGAAGCACAAACGCAAGAAUAACGAACGCAAUAAGAAGAAAAAACAACAAAAACUGCGCUACGAUGACAAUGAGGAUGCUUCGAAUAGCAAAACUUCAGACACUGAAUCUCAAGGUCAUUUACUGCGCGAUAAAGAGUUGGUGCGCAUCAGUUAUGUAAAGUCACCGGAACAUUUCUUCGUGCAAACAAAGCACGCGAUUCACCAAAUACGCGAACUCUCCAAUAAAUAUGUGAACUUCAUGCAAACCGACAUAAUUCCCAAAGUCAUCACUGAGGGUCAAUACUACAUGACAUAUCAUAACGAUGAUAAGCAAUGGUAUCGUGGUAUGGUCAAAAAAAUCCUAACAAACGAUCUGUAUAAGGUGUUUUUAGUUGACAUUGGCAUGCAGAUAGAGGUGCCAAAAGGACGAUUCUGCGAAAUUGAUAGUAAAUCACUUAACAUUCCCUUCGCGGCUAUACGUUGUGCCAUACAUGACAUAAUUCCAGUUGGAAAGUCAUGGAACGAAGAAGCCACUAAUCUGUUAGUCGAAAUUACAAACAAUCACUUCGUACGUGUCAGCAUUGUAGAACGCAUCAAGGAGAAUAUGCUUUCGGUGGAUCUGAUUAGAACUUCAGGUGAAGAAGCGAUCUCGAUUCGGGAAUCUUUUUUAUAUACGGGCCUGGCGCGGGAGAUGUCAGGUGCAUCAAAUAUGCCAUCGCCUCUUAAGAAAAUAUCUCCCAUGGCGCGUACCAAUCAAAGGCUACCAAAAUAUUCGUUUCAUAAUGGCGAUAUGUUGGUCGUAAAAGUGACAAAUAUAGAAAGUCCUCAUAUGUUCUAUGUCAUGAAGCUCGACGCUAUUGAGAUGGCGCAGAGAUUGAAAUCCGACUUAAACUUCCAAUACAAUCAACCGAAUGAGGCAUUGCAACCAGUUUUCUUAGCAUUACCACAAAUGUGCUGUGCUGUGCGCAUCGAGGAUAUAUGGCAUCGAGCACGAAUUGAGGAAAUACACGGUGGGGGAAAAAUAAGUGUGCACCUCGUGGACGAGGGCUCACAACACGAAGCCAAUUGGCGUCAAAUUUUUCCACUCAUAAAUAAAUUCCGCGCCCAAAAAGAGUUCACCAUUAAAUGUGCUUUAGCAGACAUUGAACCGCUGCAAGAGAAUAGCUAUGCUUGGACGUCCGAAGCCAUACGCGAAUUUAGCCAAUUGGCUGCCAAUCCCACACUACAAAUGGCCAUACUGUCCACAAAUCAAGCUACAAUACGAGUGACAUUGCAUGUCUGCAAAAAGCAUAUGGAUAUAAAUAUUGGAGCUAUGCUCGUCAGCUAUGGCCACUGCGUGGCGACUGGUGAGAGUUCUCAAGUCGUAGAAGUCUACAAAACGCCAAAGAAACGUGUGAACUUGUCGAAUAAUACAUUAACAGAUGCCAUGCAAUUCCGUCAAGUCAAGGGCAAAGAUGUUACAAUGCAGGACGUUAAAGAGACCGCCAAUAUUGCAGGAGCAGAGGCGAAAAGUGCCAAACCUGUCAAGGUGCUUAAACGCACGUCGGUCAAGGUUGUAUAUGUCGUAGAUCCUGGCGAGUUUUAUAUACAAAUUGCCAGUCUCACAACGGGCAUUGCCAAAUUUCACAAUCAACUGCAGCAAGCACAAAACGAAGAUCCAUCGAACACAACAAGUUUCUCGUUAUGUUCACAAAGCACAAACAACUGGUUUGUUGGUAAUCACUGCUUGGUCAAUACUAAAUAUAAAAGUGACCUUACCAAGCAGACGCACACCACGCAGACGUCCAGCCCCAGUGAAUGGUAUCGCGCUAUUAUAAUCGCAAUAAAAGCCGAUAUCGAAGCUGAUUUGUAUACCGUAUUCCUACGCGAUAUUGGCGCUACUAUUUCAGACAUUACCAGUGCACAACUCCGGGUUAUAGAUCAUCAAUGGGAUCGUGUAACAAAUGCCGUGCAUCGCUGUCACUUGGCUUGCAUUGAGCCAACUGGCGGCACAAAUGCUUGGUCACAUUCCGCCAUCGAUUGCUUCAAGCACACCGUCAGCUCUUUUGAGUCGCUUUCGGCCACUUUACAAGGCAAACGUAUGACAGGUUCCAAUUCAUUGCCCAUCGUGCUUUGGGGUACAAUCACUGAAACCGAUGAUCCGUUAGCGCCUUGUAUAACCAAGCAUUCGAUAAUCAAUCGCAUAUUAGUGAAAGCCGGUCUCGCAUAUUCCGUACAACGUUUAGAUGUAACAGAACAGCUGGAUAAAUUGUUAGAAAUGGAGUUUGCCGAGGGUGAGAUUACCAUGGAGGAGUGGAAUAAAAAUUUUAUGAGCAAUGCCGCCCUUAAAGAAAUUGAUCGCCGUUCACAGCGUCCUGGGAAUGCUUUCAGCGCCUUCGAUUCUGACAAUUCCAUGAAAACUGACAAUCAUGAUACCAAACUUACACCUGAAAUAGACUUCACCUUGGACCUCGUAGUGGAUAGUCAGGCCUGCGGCGAACCCACAGUUUUCACUUCGAAAGCACCAGAGGCUUGGCUGCAAUCGAAACCAAUUAAUAAGUCAAUUUUCGCCGCCAUACCGACCUAUGUGGAUUAUAAAGCUAUUGUCUAUUUACACGAUGCCUAUGAUAAGGAUCUGUUAAAACAUUUACGAGAGAUAAUAAUGAAAACUUAUGGUGAAUAUGAAAUGCCAACAACUUCCAUACCCAAAUAUACACCGGGCCAGGCGUGCUUAGUGCGAUAUCACGUGGAUAAACGUCUUUACCGUGGCAUCGUACAGAAAAAGAAAAAAGAUGAUUUUAUUGUACAAUUCAUUGACUAUGGUAAUGUGGAGUCGGUUAAAUUGCAUGACUUACUACCAUUUGCGCCAUUUCCAAAGUUACCACGCAUAGCAAACAAAUAUCGCAUCGAGGGUAUACGUGCCAAAUCCGCCGACGGCGUCUACACGACAGAUGUACUCGAUAUAAUACAUGUUACAGUUGUUGAAAAACUAGUUUCCAUACGUGUGGCAACAUCAGAGCUACAAAAUCCGAUUAAAGCAUGCAGUAUGCGUGUGGGUAAUAUGGAUGUUGCAGAGUAUCUCAUCAGCAGUGGACAUGUUGAACGAGAUAUUUUGCCCUCCGAUCGGUUUCAUAAGAAAACGAUGAGAGAUAAAUUCAAGCCGAGUUAUAAAGACUUGAAAGCUAUCGCUGAUAUCGAAUCGACUAUGGAUAACAUUGAUGAACUUACAAAUGAGAACAAUGCAUUACCCGUCAUGGAAGCAGAUAAAAUGUUCCAAUUCAAACACAUUAAAUCCGACUUUUUUGAACUAAAUGAGGACAACAAAAGCGAUGAAGAUGCCGACGAUGACGACGAUGACGAUGACAACGACGAUACAGUCAAUGAUUGUCUCGAUCAACUGAUAUUCAAUUUGGACAAAGGCGACAAUCACUCGGAUAGUGAUGAUAGUCCUAAUGAUGAAUUAAAUAAUGCGCUAUCACCAUUACAGGCAGCGCAAGCAGCACAAUUAGCAUUGCAACCGCAUCAAAAACCAACCCAACACUCCUUCACGCCACCCUGUAAGAAACGCAUGUUCGACUCCAAUGAGUACAAGCAAUUGCAUAAACAAAUGUUGCUGGAGAAUUUGUAUGGCAGCGAGAAUUUUAUAAAAAAUGAAUUGGCCGCGAUGCAAUGUGAUAACGAUGCCGCUGGAGCUGACGGUUCCGGCGUUCUCGCUGCCAGUUGGGGCCUUGGAGAGGACGAUGAAGAUGCUGCCAUUGUUGAGUUAGAACAAAGUUUUGCGUUGAAUUAUUGGCAUACCACUGACGAAAACGAACGCCAAAAGGACAAAAAUAAAGAGAAAGAAAUGGAAAAAACAAAAGAACUGGAAAAUAUUAAAGAAAUAGAAAUGGAAACUCACAACAGCGUUAGUGUUUCCCAGCGUUCAAAUCUGGUGAUGGAAACAUCGGCAUUCGACCGAUUCUACCCAAAUGAAACGUCAUCGGUCUUCUCACACUUCAGCGGCAUUGAAUGCUUCAAGAUGCCACAAAUACCAGUGGGCAAACGUUCCUUCGAAUGCAGCGUUGUCUCUAUUGUUACGCCGACAAUUGUACACAUACUACCACAUCUCACCGAAUUCGAAUAUCGUGAACUGGAACUUCAGAGACGCAUAAAACAUUUGGUUAAAUCCGCGCCAAUGCUCACCGAAUACGAACCGCGCACCAUUUGCCUAUCACAAUACCGGAAGGACAAGAAAUGGUAUCGCGCACUAAUACGCUCACACAAUCCCGUUGCCAAGCAAGUGGAUGUGCUGUUCGUUGAUUACUUGAACACGGCGACGGUGUCUAUUACACAACUCAAACAAUGUCCGCUCGAAUUAAUCAGUUGGCCAUUGCGCACCAUACGCGCCCGCCUCCACGGUCUGGUACCGAAUCCGCGCCUGCGUGAAAAAGACAUACGUCAAGCCUUGCAGAAUAUUGUACUCAAGCGCACAUUGGUUGCGCGCAUUGUUAAAGAGCCGAAGCGCCUUGACAACUCAACAGCCAUAAGUAUGAUAGAUUUCAUGCGUCUGGAUGACGUUGGUGAUUUGAACUCGGCCACCGUUUCAGGUGCCAUCACUGGUGCGGGCACCUAUCAGCAGAACAUUGAUGAUAUCAUGGAGGUGCAUUUGUAUGAUCCCGAUAUUUAUGCACGUAAACAGAGGGACGCUCGCAUUUAUCAACCGCUUAUACAGGAUAGUUUCUAUUCUUAUAAAAAAGUUUAGAAAAAUAUAUGCAAACUUAAAUUGCAGACUUAAUUACAUUUUACUCUCCCAUGGGUAUGGGGCAUAAAGUUACCCAUAUAUUGACGUUUAUAAAUGAAUUCGCUUAUCAUUUCAUUAUUUUAUACUAUAAAUUCUAUUAU